AAAAAAAAACAAAACAGUCAGAACAUCCCGCAUAGCUCGUUUGGCACGUUUUGAUGCCGCUGCUUCUGCUCCCAGCGCUCCCGCACGUUACCUCGGACACUUCCAAAUUUGUAGAAAAUUCACUUUCGCUGUAGACCGGCGAUAUUUCAUAAUAGCUGUGCCAAACGCGAGUGCUUUCUAUAAAAAGACUGCGCAGUAGUGUUAACAUUUUUUCAACGCCAGACUUUUCUCAAUCCGGAAUCAACGAGUGACAACCUCCGGAACAAUGCAGCACCAGUGCGAGACGGAAGGCUGUAAAAACACGGCCACACUGCAGUGCCCGGUUUGCCUAAAGAUGGGCAUCCAGGGCUCGUUCUUUUGUGGUCAGGAUUGCUUCAAAAGUUCCUGGAAGGCACACAAAGUGAUUCAUCUGUUGGCGAAGGGCAAGGAGGACAAGAAUGCGUACAACCCGUGGCCUUAUUAUACGUUUACCGGUAAAUUGCGUCCCUUUCCACAAUCGGAGAAACGUCCGGUCCCGGAGAAGAUUCCCCGUCCGGAUUAUGCCGACCAUAAAGAGGGCCGUUCAAAGUCGGAGGAAUCGUUGAGAGGAAACACCACGAUCAAGAUUUUGGAUGACGAAGAAAAGGAGGGCAUGCGUGUGGCUUGUCGGUUGGGCCGUGAAGUGUUGGACGAGGCAGCACGCGUCUGCGACGUGGGUGUGACUACCGACGAGAUCGAUCGGAUUGUUCACGAGGCUUGCAUCGAGCGGGAGUGCUAUCCGAGUCCACUGAAUUACUACAACUUCCCGAAGUCGUGCUGCACGUCGGUUAACGAAGUCAUCUGCCACGGUAUCCCGGAUAUGCGUCCGCUGGAAGAUGGGGACAUUUGCAACGUGGAUGUGACUGUGUACCAUCGGGAGUUCCAUGGCGAUUUGAACGAAACAUUCUUCGUGGGCAACGUCAAGGAGCAACACAAAAAGUUGGUUCAGGUCACCCACGAGGCGCUGAUGAAGGCGAUUGCCAUUGUGAAACCCGGCGAACGUUACCGCGAGAUUGGAAAUGUUAUUCAAAAGCACGUCCACGCUCAUGGAUUUAGCGUGGUGAAGAGCUACUGCGGACAUGGCAUCCAUAGACUGUUCCACACUGCCCCCAAUGUUCCUCAUUAUGCUAAAAACAACGCAGUAGGGGUUAUGAAACCCGGCCAUUGCUUCACCAUCGAACCGAUGAUUUCGGAAGGAUCGUGGCGCGAUGUAUCAUGGCCAGAUGACUGGACCGCCGUUACCGCAGACGGUCUAUUUUCGGCACAGUUCGAACAAACCCUGCUGGUUACCGAAACCGGCUGCGACAUCCUGACCCAGCGGAGAAGUGCCAACGGACAGCCUCAUUUCAUGGACAAGCUUUAACGAGUGGCAGCCCUACAGCAGUGCACGUCAUCGUUGUUAGUCAUCAGAAUACUGUGCUUUCUUUUAGUCCUACCAAGAAGCAAUAGGAAUUGUCCCUCAUUUUGCAACUACGAAGCUUUCCCACUAGGUUUGCAACUUUUUGUAUUAUACAGAAAAAUGAUUAUUAAAACUAACAUACCUGAACCAUAAC
Molecule: messenger RNA, 1571 nt
Organism: Armigeres subalbatus
Lineage: Eukaryota; Metazoa; Arthropoda; Insecta; Diptera; Culicidae
Product: methionine aminopeptidase 1
Exons: 4
Coding region: 266-1381 (371 amino acids)
Biological process (GO): proteolysis
Cellular component (GO): cytosol
Molecular function (GO): metalloaminopeptidase activity
Source: RefSeq, a predicted model, not a curated record